GAGUCAAUCGGGUGAGGCCAGUGCUGAUUUUGUGGUGUUAUAAUUGAUCAUCUAUUGUGCCUCCAUGCUGUAGAGCUCACUGACCCCAGACCCAGAUAAAAAUUGACUUGAUCUAGCCGCCAUUCUUUAAUACCUCAGGAGAGCCUGCUUUAAGUAGUUAAUUAUCAGACAGACUGGUGCCUUCUCCUAGAAUACGACCACUAAUCCAUUUCGUCAACUGACUUGCCCCUGUUGGAAAGCUGACCAUUAGCUGUUACGAUACAUAUACGACAAAUCUCCUCGGUACCUUUGCUCUAUCUCACUCACAUAAUUAACCAUAAAAGCUAAAGCUUACCCCAGUGCCACCCAAACCUUUAUCCCUUAUUCCCACUUGCUUCUACUUUAGAACAACACUUCCGUCUCUUCCAGAACCUACAUACUCCGCUCUCGAAUUAAUUGAUAUCCAAGAGCUGACUCGAGCAACUGGUCCAGCAGUCUAAACUCUUCUUAUCCAAUUUCCACAACUCAGAACCGAGCUUUCCAACGCGAGUCAAACCAACUCAACACUUACCAAACUCACAAUGCCUGGCUUCAUCCAAUCCAUCAAAUCACGUCUACCGCAGUCCCCAUUCAGUCCUCCUAAGCAGAGUGUACCUGUCCUUCCUCCGGUUGACUCCGCGGAACCUGUUGAAGAGGCCGCGCAGCCAGCUGAACAGCCCUUGGCGGAAAUCCUGCCAUCUGAAGCACUCAUUGCGCCCAACUCCUCAACUGUGGCCUUAACGCUUACGCCAGUUACAGGCCUGUCUAGCCAACAGACAUUCGAUGACAUCGAGGCACCUGCACCUGCUUCCGCCCCGGCUGAAGAGUCAGCCACGGAACCUGAGUCGUCCACUCAACCUGAAGUCGCAGCUCCUGAUGUGGAGGAAGCUCCUCAGCUUUCAGAGGCAGAGCCAUUAGCUGCCGUGUCUCCCGCGGUGGAAGCCGAGGAACCCGUAAUCUCGGUACCAGAAGUUGCUGAAGCGGUGGUUGCCCCUGAGGUCCCUGCCGUCGAAACUCCUACAGAGACCAUCUCCGCUCAGCCGCUAUCGGCUUCGAUUCCAUCCGAGCUUCCCACCACGAGUGAUCCUGCGCUGAACACGGAAGAAAUUCUCAGCGAUCCUGCCACAACCAUCGAAAACGUUAAACCAGCUACUCUCAAAUACAAAAAGUCAAUUACUCGCAAGGAGCCUCCGGUUUUUGAUCCUGCUGCGCUUGAAGAGGCAGUGGCAACGCCCAUUGUUGCAGACGACACCGUCGCAAUUACGCCCCCCAUCAUCCAAGUUGAAGGCGUCGCCGCUGAUUCUGAACCCACCAAACAGGAGACCACACCCGCCGUGAAGGAAGUUAAACCAAAGAAAAAACGGUUUAUGAUGUCCCCCUUGAAGAAGAGCUUUUCUCCCAACAACUCUCAAGACGGCAACAGCACCGACGACUCCGCCCAUGCCAAGCCCAAGAAAAACCAGCCCCUUGCAGGCAGGUUCAAACACGUCCUCUGCCAGGUAAAAUCCAAGGUCAAAAAGGACAAGGAUUCAGACAAAUCUCCUGCCGCAAACACCAGUGACAAUGCUGCUCCCAGUGACGAUGCUCCUUCAAGUGACAACGGCGCUUCCAGUGGCGCCCCUACUCCGUCUGAAGAACUCACCGCAAAUGACGUUGCGACAACCAUGGAUGCUGCUCUUCCCAGUGACAACUCCGUCACUGCUUGAUGAUCCAUCUGCGCCCCGAUAGUCUCUUUUCUUUUGCCUUGUUUGUACACAGUAUAGUAAAACUACAUUUACAUGAAGACCUUUGCUCCACCAAGUGUUUAAUGGCCCUCAGGAUUAUUUAGUUGAGUGUUUCUUUCUUCUUU
Puccinia graminis f. sp. tritici CRL 75-36-700-3 is the source of this 1867-nucleotide messenger RNA. RefSeq lists its product as uncharacterized. The transcript has 5 exons. The record is from RefSeq and is a predicted model, not a curated record. Lineage: Eukaryota; Fungi; Basidiomycota; Pucciniomycetes; Pucciniales; Pucciniaceae. Bases 561 to 1724 code for a protein of 387 amino acids.